Messenger RNA from Liolophura sinensis, 1914 nucleotides. RefSeq names its product cholesterol 25-hydroxylase-like protein 1, member 2. The coding region runs from base 308 to 1174 and encodes 288 amino acids. Gene Ontology annotation, molecular function: iron ion binding; oxidoreductase activity. Gene Ontology annotation, biological process: lipid biosynthetic process. The transcript has a single exon. The record is from RefSeq and is a predicted model, not a curated record. NCBI's taxonomy places the organism in Eukaryota, Metazoa, Mollusca, Polyplacophora, Chitonida, Chitonidae.
AAGGCCACGGUGAACAGGGAGUUUAGAAGUAUGAACAAUAUGUGAACGCGCUCCGAAAUAUUGACUUACCGUAAACAGACCUCCUGGGGUUGCCAGCAUAUAAACUGUGCUGCGAAAUGCUAACGAUACAGCUAAAAAUACCACACUGAUUGAUCCAAGCUUCUUUCUCCCAACGAAUGUAGGGUUAUCUGAUUAACUCGUAAAACAAACAGCAUUUUCUUGCAAAGAAGUCGCUUUCGGGUUCAUGUCACAGGAAGAAGCGUAUUACAAAUAGUUCACUGUGAGCUAUCAUACAUUGCCCGUCGCCAUGGUGAAUACGAGCUUUUCCUCCGCAGACGACCCCAGCAUCCUGCAGUCUUUAUGGGACCUCAGGGUCGGGUACGAAGAACAACUACGCUCCCCUCUCUUUCCCGUGGUGCUGUCCGUCGUCACGUACUUCGUCUUGUGUAUCUUUUUUAUGAUUAUUGACCUAUUGGGAGAACGGCUACCUUUCAUAUACAAGUACAAAAUCCAACCGGAGAAGAAGGUGACAGUUGCUCAGAUCUACGACACGGUCCAUCUGACCAUCUGGAACCACGUUAUCUUUAUUCUGCCCGCCUCAGCCGCCCAGUGGGUGUGGACGCCACCCACGACCCUCCCGGACUUAGCACCGACCCUUUGGGAGUUCACCUGGCACCAAAUAGCCUGCCUCAUCGUCUUCGACUUCCAGUACUACGUGUGGCACUUGAUCCACCAUCGAGUCCGGUUCUUGUACAAGCACAUCCACUCUGUCCAUCAUCGCUACCACAGCCCGUUUGGCUGGGUCACCCAGUAUCUUCACCCCUGGGAAUUGAUCACAGUGGGAUUCCUUACCACGACUAACACCUGGUUCUUCAAAUGCCAUUGCUUGACCACCUGGAGCUACAUGAUCGUCAGUAUUCUCAUCAGCGUCGAAGCUCAUCACGGAUUUGACUUCCCGUUCGCCAUCAACAAUUGGUUUCCUUUCGGCCUGGUUGGAGGAGCUCCCAAACACGACAUGCACCAUCUAAAACCGUGGACAAAUUUCCAGCCCUUCUUUAAUCACUUCGAUCGCUAUUUUGGUACUCAUUGUCCCUUUAUGAUGGCGGGAGGAAAGAAAUCCAAAGCGUUAAUAGAGUACGAACAACGGAACAGGGAGACAAAAAAACAAGGGUAACAGUUAUAAUGUCAUUGAUUCCAGCAUUAAUUGCUCACAUCCUAUCAGAGCACCCAAUGCUCAACGUGCAUCAGAUCGACCGUUAUCCGUGAGCCGUGACCUAGACCAAAUUUGAUGAGUGCAAGAUGUUUGACGAUUGAUUGUGUCGAAUUAAGUAAAAUGGCAUCAUGUAACAUCAGUGGAUUUGUUUUGCUUCAGGUGUUAAUGUCAUUUUGGCUGUCUUAUAAUGAUCUACCAGGAGCCUCUGCAUAUAUUUGACGCAUCGGGAGAAAGGAUCAAAUCCCGAAGUCUGGCAGACCAUCUUUGGAGGAUACAGAUUUAUAGGGUAGGUCAACGAACUUGACCAUGACUCGGUUUACAUAGGGUAACUAGCUAAAUAGGGAAUAGUUUGCUUUAUUGAUUCACCGGGAAAAAGAAGAUCUAAGUUUCUUAAUUAGUGUAUGCAGAUUAAGACGUUAUGCAAGACCAGAUGUGGCAACAUUGACUUUCAUGUAACUCAUUUUACUCUUCUGUAGUUUAUGCCAUUACAGAUGUAUUCUUCACUAUAUAUCUCAAUCCAAAGCACCAGAAGCAGAAUAUACAUGUAUGUUCGAGAAAAUGUUGAGUAGAAUACAGAGCGCUGGAAAGCGGGAAAUAAAUACUGCGACAUUUUUGUGAAUGGUUAUGUUAAUUAUUUAUAGUGUGUCACAAAUUCUACUCGAGCGCGUGGUGGAUCGUGACUCCCACUUACUGAGCUACAA